This is a messenger RNA of Ochlerotatus camptorhynchus, 5620 nucleotides long. RefSeq names its product homeobox protein araucan-like. The transcript has 7 exons. The record is from RefSeq and is a predicted model, not a curated record. Gene Ontology annotation, cellular component: nucleus. Bases 1365 to 3455 code for a protein of 696 amino acids. Gene Ontology annotation, biological process: regulation of transcription by RNA polymerase II; neuron differentiation; cell development. Lineage: Eukaryota; Metazoa; Arthropoda; Insecta; Diptera; Culicidae. Gene Ontology annotation, molecular function: DNA-binding transcription factor activity, RNA polymerase II-specific; RNA polymerase II cis-regulatory region sequence-specific DNA binding.
UGCUAAAACGUGAACAAGUGCGCAUCGUCGCUACGCAGAAGAAACGAGAUUUUUUCGCUGUUGGAGUUUCGUCGCGUGCUCACUCACGGGAUUGUUUUGAUUUUUCCGCUCUCGCAUUUGCAAAACCCGGCGAAGCUGGCUGCCGGGAAAAGCGUCGCGCGUGUGUCACCGACGACGACGGAGGAAAACUGUUGACGAGGUGUGGGUGUGUGCGAGUGGUGGACGGCCGGUGUGCAGGAGUGGGCCAGGAAAACAAAAAGGAAAAAUCUCUGUGAGCCACGAGCAAGUGAAUGAGGUGAAUACACACGAGCGGCAUUGUUCUUGUUCUUUUUCGUGUGUUCAGUGGAUUACUAGGAUCGGGCUCGUGGAAACUCGAAACACUCAGAUACUCGCGACGUUGGCACCGAACCCAGUGAAAAAAUAGAAGCGCAGUGUGCUGAUAUUUUCAGUUAUUUACAGUUUUUUGUUUGUUUGCCGGAAUAUUCGUUUUUGUGUUUGUUGUGUUACACGUACUCCAGCACACAUAGGAAAGCAGAAGAGCCCGCUUUUUUUGUUGAUGUUGUGCUUCGGAUGAAAAAUAUUUGAACAAGUAAAACUGUGUUGUAAGGACAUAAAAGACAAUUAUUAUUGAUGUUGUAAUAAAACAUUUUCAAUUUCUGUACCGACAUUGUUUUGCUGUCUGGAAUGAAACACUGAACUUUUUUUUAUGAAAUCGGAAGAAAGUGAAAAAAGUGUAUUAUAUAUAUGCAGUUUUUCGUAUUACACAAGUGAAACCAACAAUGAACAUGGAGAAUUAUGAGUGAUUUUCAAUUACGAUCGGCCUUCGAAUGACAAAAUUGAAAGAACGGAGCCUGCUGUAGUAUAUGCAGAGUAGUAGUUCAGUGACCGAACAGGAAACACUGAAAUCAUGCUGGUUCCGGCAAGCAUGAUACAUCUUAGCACGUCGGGCUGUCCCGAAGGUUGCAACGGUGUGUAGUGGAAGGAUCGUACGUAGCCGGAAGUCAAGUGUAAUCGACAACAAGGCAACAUACCACUCCUAUGCGAACCCUUGAAAAUCGUCAGCGGUCCUGUUAUGUUGUGUUUGAUUCUUAUUUGCUGUUCUGACUAGUGAAAUGAUGUAAUUUAUUCGUUCGUGAAUGGAUACCAAGUUUCGGCGAAUGUGACACAGAAGAGUACAAGUGAAGAGAUUCUGUUUUUAAGUUUGUACCUGUAGGAUUUAGUCUUUAAGUUCGGUGGAACACUCCGGCCGUAGGUUCCAAACUGUCUCAACAUUGUCAGUAUAAUCAUCAUCGCAUUCUCCAAAGUAGAGAGUGAGGACGGAAACGUGCUCACAAACGCUCUCUCACCGGACGACGUUAGAUAAUAUGGCCGCGUAUGCUCAAUUUGGUUACACAUAUCCGUCGGCAAGUCAGUUGUUGGUUGGUGGUGGACAGACGACAACCGCCAGUUCACAGUCACCAAUCUCGGCCACGAACGCUCCAUCAUUGAGCCCGGGUGGUUCGGCAACAGGCGCGCCAUCAGGUGCCUUAAGCCCCGGGGCUGUCUCACAAACCUCAAACAAUGCGCCACCGGCAACCUCCUGCUGUGAGAAUGGCAGGCCUAUUAUGACCGAUCCUGUAUCAGGACAAACCGUAUGCUCCUGCCAAUAUGAUUCGGCCCGGUUAGCACUGUCCAGCUACUCCCGGAUACCAACCGGUAGUGUUGGUGUGUACGGUACACCAUAUCCUUCAACCGAGCAGAACCCAUACCCGAGCAUUGGCGUAGAUAGUUCAGCAUUUUAUUCACCUCUUAGCAACCCGUAUGCUUUAAAGGAAAGUGGACCAACUAGUGAUAUGACCGCGUGGACAUCCGCCGGUCUGCAACCUACGACCGGAUACUACCCGUACGAUCCCACUCUGGCGGCCUAUGGAUAUGGCGCUGGUUAUGAUUUAGCGGCCCGCAGAAAGAAUGCAACCCGCGAGUCAACCGCAACGUUGAAGGCGUGGCUCAACGAGCACAAAAAGAACCCGUACCCGACCAAGGGCGAGAAAAUUAUGCUAGCCAUCAUUACUAAGAUGACACUGACACAGGUGUCCACCUGGUUCGCCAAUGCCCGGCGGCGGCUGAAAAAGGAGAACAAGAUGACGUGGGAGCCCAAGAAUAAGACAGACGACGACGAUGAUGCGAUGGUGUCAGACGACGAGAAGGAUAAGGACGACAUGGAUCCGGACAAGAGUCGUGAUCACAAAGAUAUGCAUCAUCAUGUAAAGGCCGAGCACGACAAGGACGACGAUGACGAUGAUCUCACUGACGACGAACGGAAGCCGGAAAACUUAAUAGGGCAUCCGGGACAUCUGGGGCAGCACCAUCCGUACUACCACCAUUCGAUGCUCGGGGGACACCACCACCAUGCAGGACUCAAAUCAGAAAUGGACCAUCCAAAAAACCAAACGGGCAGCGACUGUGGAGUGCCGAUUCCAGCCUCAAAGCCGAAAAUUUGGAGUCUGGCAGACACAGCCGCUUGCAAAACCCCACCACCACAGGCACUACACAGCUCCUGGAUGACCGGCGGCUAUCACCCAGGACAGCACCACCAACAGCAACAGCAUCAACAACAACAGCACCAUCUACAGCAGCAGCAGCAGCAACAGCACCUCCAACAGCAGCAGCAGCAACAGCAGCACCAGCAUCAACAGCAUGCGGGCAGUGGGAUGAUGAUGGGCGGCGGAAGCUCCCCUAUGAGUAUGAAUAUGGCAAAUACACCUCACAAUCAAGGUAUGGGGACUAUGGGCAGUGGUAUGAUGAACAAUUUCGCGAGUACCCCUUAUUCCCGUUAUGGGGGGUUUCUAACAGGAGCUCAACACUACAAUACUACCCACAACAACAACAGCAGCAGCAACACCACCAACAACAGUACCAACAGCAAUACGAGUACGGGUCCAGUGACGGAUGCUACAACGCCCACUUUGCAACAACAGCAGCCGCAGCAGCUUCAGCAACAGCACCCACAGCAAGGGAUGCUCCAGCAGCAGCUACCCCAACAAGCUAUGAACACCAACAACAAUACCCAGUCGAUGGGGUUUCCCGAGGUUCAGACCGACACCCCUCCUCAAACCCCGCCGAAUAUGAAGUUGCCCAGCGUGGCGGGGAACCUUCUUACGGCCUCAACAACCCCUACGACAGGUACCUGCUAUAAUACCGCUGGCAAUCCCAAUAGCAACAACAACAACAACAACCUCACCCCUAAUAACAACAACCUAAAUCAAACGAACGGCUACGCGUCCUCGCCGGAAUCGAUGGGACAGUCCAACAAUCAGCAAGGACAACAGCAAAACACCUACUAUCGAAUGCAAUCAAAUUCACCGCAAAAAUCCCAGCAAGACUAUUCGCAGCAAAUGCUUCAUCAGCAAGACGGUUUCAAGCCGUUCUACAAAAACACACCACAAGUCGGCAACGGUUUCGUUUCUCCAGUUUGAGCAGCAUCAGUAGCAGCGUACGCAUUCGGAAGAUUAGAGGAAGAGCUGAUGAGAUUUAGUGAGAAUACCACCGUUCGACAUCCUUAGUUGGUCGCAUAAUUCCACCACAUACGAAACACGAGCUUUCAGGUUUUCUGGUUUCUGCGCACGCACACAUACACACUGAGGCGUCACAUUUUCGGCUGCUCCGAGUAAAAGCGUUGAAAGGUACCCAUCAAACCCACGGAAUUCACUGCAAGCAUAAGACGAACUACUAAUAUUCAUCACAAUGUAAACAGGAGCACCACACAACAAGUCAUCUGUUUCGAUCAGAUCAUUACAAUACAACAAUUGAAGUCAAUCAACUCGGAGAACCACGUGUGCAACAGGCUGCUCACUGUACCAAAAACCAUGGAAUAGACGCAACGAUUCUCUUCGCGCAACUGUUUUUUUUUUUGUUUUCAGUUUUCUCAUCACUCCAUACGCCACCCUCUUUUUCUCUCGCACCCGAGCAUUGUGCACUCUCACUCAGACAGAGCGGAACACUCACUAACUCUAAAGAACAAUACAUAAGGCAGAACUAUUUCUACUACUACAAGAGAUACUAACCCGAACGCUAAGAAGAACCCAAAUCAGUUGUAUACGAGAAUGAAUGGCAAACGUGUACUUUACUAACAGAUAGCCGACUAAUGUUUGAAACAAAUUGAGAUGACUUUUUCUAUCCCUACUGGAAACUGGGCUAUGUGCAAGAAAAGAAUGUUUAUAACGGAGCGAUAGACAUUUGUUUCCACGAUGUAAUCACUUUUUACUGGUAGUCUAAUUUUACCGGCUUUAAUCCUUAGAUACGAGAAAAACGAAAUGAUUGCUUCAUUUAAGUACGAACCGAUUUUCCUCCCAACUAAGACGCUACGUGCAAUUCUCUUCCCUUCCCAUAAUUAGUUCAGUGUCCAUGUGAGCACUGUUAUCGAAAGCUUUGUGAAGCAAAUCAGCAAAUCAAUCGAUUUAAUUUUCGGCCUUGUAUUAUAUUUCACCUAAUGUAAAAUCGAAACAAAAUGUUGAGAAACGCAUUUGUAAUCUGUGAUAACGAAAAAGUAUAUAAAAAUAUUGAACAUAUUUAACACUUUAACUUAAGACACUCUAAAAAUUUCUUUUAGUUUGUAUUUAGCGAAAAAUCUUUCUUCGGCGUACAGUUUAGUUUCCGUUCAAUUCGCUCGAGAGUACCAUCUCCAUUUGUCUCAUAUCAAUGCAAGUGAAAUCAAACCGUUGAAACCAUUUCCGUACAACUUUGUUGAUGUUUUGUAUAAAUGUACUGGAUGUUAAAGAAAAGGAAAAUAAGAAAGCAAUGAUCAAUACCCUAUGACACUUCAAUGCAGCACCGGCUUAGAAGUAAAGAUUUUCUACAUGCAAUCAGACGAGAAACAAAACAUACCGACGUGGAAUACCAAAUCUUAAUAACCAGAUCCACAAGAUUGUAUAAAUUUUACAUAGUUCAAAUCACUACUACUGAUCAGCAAGAAAUUGUACAUACAUUGUUUAAAAUUUUCCAUUAGACGAAAUAUCAUUCAGUAGCAGUUGGGCAUCGCUUGCCAAGUGUAAUGAAGUUUUGUACAUAGCAAUCCUUACAUCAAUUAUCAUCUUAAGGUUAAAGAAGACUCAUGAAGACAAACCGAUACAUGAUCAAACAAAAUUCAUUUCCCUUUUGUGUGAAAUUAGCAAACAGCGCUAAGCCUGGCAAACCAUGCCACCGUCUAUAGCAUUUCGAUAAGAAAAUUUAAAUACAAUCGAUUCACUACUUAAUACACAAAAUCCAUGAAUAGUCGACACGUCACAUAAACACACAAAAGCAUAUAUUCCGAACGAUUGGCAAAUUAACAGAAAUUCCUGAGUAAACUUUCCUUCGUUAAUCAUAUGUGAGCAAUACAGGAAAGUCAGAAUAAGGAAGUUUUGCUCUUAAAAAACAACUCUAACGGAUAAAUCCACAUGAAUGUACACUUUCAUCAUCCUUUGAUAGUAGGAAAUACUAGCCGGAAUGGAAGCGACGGUACACCUAUUAUAAUAGUUAUGAUAACAAAACAAAGCGAGAAAACUUAUAUAGUGAGGUAAUGCAUACAGAAAAUCAGAAAACACUAUAAAUUAUAUAUAUUUAAACGAAAAUCACUAGGAAAAUAGAAGUAAUAAUAAAACAA